AUGUCUGCCGAGAACGACUUGCAGGGCCGAGUGGCUCUGAUUACUGGAGCCUCUGGAGGAAUCGGUGGUGCCUGCGCUCGCAAAUUGGCUCCGUAUGGAGUUGAUUUGGCACUCACAUAUUCAUCGAACAAGACGGCCAUUGACGAGCUUGUUGCCCAGCUCCAGAAGGAUUUUCCCGCUGUGAAGAUCACUUCCCACCAGGCGGACCUUUCCAACACCGAACAGACGCUUGCAUUAUGCGAGGAAGCCGCCAAGGCCCAUGGCAAGCCCAUUUCCAUCCUUAUCAGCAAUGCCGGCAGAGGAAAGCGCUACCCCCAGAUCUGGGACAUUCCAGUUGAGGAGUUCGAUCUGACCAUUGCUACGAACCUCAAAGCUUCGUUCCUACUGGUCAAGGGCGUUGCCGAAGGCAUGAGGGAUCAGAAGUGGGGUCGGAUCGUCUUCAUCUCGAGCAUUGCCGCGUACGGAGCUGGCGUAAACGGAGCGCAUUAUGCUGCAAGCAAGGGUGGCCAGCUCGGCAUGAUGAAGAACUUGAGCACGAGGCUUGUCGAGUACGGCAUUACCGUCAAUGACGUAGCACCGGCAAUGAUUGGAGACACUGGCAUGUUCCCUUCUACGGACACUGUUCCCGGCGUUGUCGACACGAUUCCGGUGGGCAGACUUGGCAAACCAGACGAGGUGGCAAACGCAGUUGAGAUGUUUGUGAAGACUCCGUACUGUACCGGACAGAGCGUGGUUGUUGCUGGUGGACUCAUGCACAAGUAG
Lasiodiplodia theobromae is the source of this 762-nucleotide messenger RNA. Its product is annotated as 3-ketoacyl-acyl carrier protein reductase. The transcript has 5 exons. Lineage: Eukaryota; Fungi; Ascomycota; Dothideomycetes; Botryosphaeriales; Botryosphaeriaceae. The record is from RefSeq and is a predicted model, not a curated record. The coding region runs from base 1 to 762 and encodes 253 amino acids. Gene Ontology annotation, molecular function: oxidoreductase activity, acting on the CH-OH group of donors, NAD or NADP as acceptor.